Molecule: messenger RNA, 3028 nt
Organism: Zootermopsis nevadensis
Lineage: Eukaryota; Metazoa; Arthropoda; Insecta; Blattodea; Termopsidae
Gene: Rchy1
Product: Ring finger and CHY zinc finger domain containing 1
Biological process (GO): protein ubiquitination; ubiquitin-dependent protein catabolic process
Cellular component (GO): nucleus
Molecular function (GO): zinc ion binding; ubiquitin protein ligase activity
Source: RefSeq, a predicted model, not a curated record
GCGAUGUGUCCAGCAGCCAUCACGUUUGCAGCUGCACAAGCGCAGUAGAAGUCUUCAUAAUGGAAGCUCUCGGUAGUGUUGGAUGUGAGCAUUAUAAAAGGAAAUCUAAGUUUGUUACACCUUGCUGCAAUAAAAUAUAUACAUGUCGUUUCUGUCAUGAUGAAAAUGAGAGCCACUGUGUAAAUAGAAAGGAUGUGACUGAGCUUGUAUGCACAAAUUGUGACACCAGACAGAAGGUUCAAGCAGAAUGCGAGAAUUGCUCUUUGCGAUUUGGGAAGUAUACAUGUUUGGAGUGUAAGCUAUUUGAUGAUGAAGAGAAGAAUCAGUACCAUUGUGAUGGCUGUGGGAUAUGUCGAAUUGGUGGACGAGAUAAAUUCUUCCACUGUGAGACAUGUAAUAUGUGCCUUCCUAUCAAAUUGAAAAAUAGGCAUCGGUGUGUAGAGAAUGUUUCUCGUUCAAAUUGUCCUGUGUGCCUUGAGGACAUUCACACAUCACGCAUCCCUUGCCAUAUUCCUGAAUGUGGUCAUCUUCUGCACCGAACCUGCUUUGAAGAAUUGCUUCAGGCAGGCCACUAUGCAUGUCCCACGUGCCAGACAUCGCUACUUGAUAUGUCACAGCUGUGGAAAUAUUUGGAUAAUGAAAUUGAAAUGACACCAAUGCCUCCAGAAUACAAGGACUUUAAAGCCGAAAUUCUGUGCAAGGAUUGUCAUGAGGAAUCUAUAGUAAAAUUCCAUGUAGUAGGCUUGAAAUGUAUUAACUGUGGAUCAUACAAUACAUGCAGAAUAAAGGGUUCUCCUAAACCGGAUAUUUCUGCUCAGCAGGAUGGGCAAAGUGCAGCUGGAAGCUCAAGCCAUUCUUCCAGUGGAGGCUCUCCUGGUGCUGGAAAUGAAGACCCAUGUCCGUCCUCACAGUAGACAACUUUUCUGUGCAAAAGUAACUUUCUACAUAUACAUUUUCUUUUGUUUGUAAAAAUGUUGUUGUAGGCGAUGCUAUAGCUAUUCUUUUUCAAAUUUUUAGUAUAGGAGGUGACUGGUGCUAACUAUCAUUAUAGUUAUAGUUAACAAUUAUUGUUGAUUACAGUGUGGUUCUCAACUCUCGUAUCGCCCUAACUUGUAUUCCUGAAAUAUAUCACUUUUUUAAUUAAUUUUAUGCUGUAGAUUAUUUAUUGAACAUUUGAGGGAAGAGGAAUAUUUAAAACUGCCCUGCCUGAUAAUAUGACGUAAAAUAUAUUUCUAACUACAUUUCAGAUCCUGUGGUCACAACAGAUUGUUUUGUUGCACGUUCACUUUACAGUAAAAACACUGUAACAUUUCUGAAACAUUUGGAUCUUUUAUUAGACUUGCAUUUUUAGUCAUAACUAUUUCAGUUUGUGUAUGUGGAUUGCUUGUAGCAGAAAUGAUGAUGAGCAGACAAUUUUUAGGUAUAUUCAUCCAUCUUUAUACUUAAUCUUCAGAAGAUCUACUGUUCUGUGGUAAUUUUCAACCAUGACGCAGAAGAUAACUUUCAGAUGACGUAUUAAAAUUCCGUGAUUUGUGACUGAAUCAUUAACCAAUGUGUACUUUACAGUUGUAAGAACAUGAAGUUUAAGAUAUGGUUUUGAUUCCCAGUUUCCCAAAGUUCAGGAAUUGUGUGUGUGCAUUUAGAUGUGUUCAGUAGUAUCGGAAUCCGCAGGUUUAUCUGCUACUUUCGUGUUUCAUGUAGUGAAGUGGUGGAAUGGGAUAUUGAAAUGGAUAACGUAUAAAUUUUUGGACUGUAGCUUUGAGUAGGUGAUCACAAAAUUCAGUCAUGAAAGAAGAGACAUAAAAGGUGCUGAGAAUCCAUGGUGUAAUGCCUACAUCAUCUUUUUUUUUAGGAAGUUGUUGAUAUUUUUUUCCCAGGCACUUUCAAAUCUUUUAACCAAGUUCGGUGUUCGUAUCCAUGUGCUAGCUAUUCCUUACUAUUUGAUGAUGUAUAAAAAGAAGUUAAUAGAUUAAAAAUGAUAUAAUUUUCAGUUGCUAUAUUUGAAAUAAAUUUUCUGCCAUGAAGAAGAGACUUAACACGGUAUGUCACAAUGCUUCUUAAACUAUUUGUGUAAUAUGUAAGGUGUGUUACUGUGGAAGACUUGACUCUGUAUCAGGUGACCAGUGUAAAGAUAAAAUAAAACAAUAGUUGUCUGUUAGGUAUACUGAUUUGUAAUGUAGCUACAUAAGAUGUGAAUUUGCAGUUUUAGUGUUUAUAUUUUUGCAUUUGAGGACCAUUCUGUAUAACUUAUUUGUGUGUAUGUUUCAGUUUAGUGGUUUCAGUAUAGACAACUAACUGCUUGCAGGUAGUUCAGCUUAUUUCUGUGGUAAUAUAUUAGUGUUUCACUGUUAUAUGUUUAACUACACAUCUCUAAAUCUAUUCCGUAUAUACUCGGGGUAUAUUUAUAACUUUUAUGGUCAGUGGGAGGGAGAAUAAAUUAUAAGCAUAAUUAAUGGAAUCCGAGGCACAGUGAUUUUAAGGUACCAUGUUUUAUCGUAAUAUCUUGAGCCAUCAAACAAGGAAUCUUUUUAAAUGAAUACUGUGUUAGGGAAGAAGAGUUGCAUAUUUACUCUAAAUAUUUAUAACUGUACUGAAUUUUAAAUUAAUGAAAGUUGGUCUAGGUAUAGGUCACGUCCGAAACAGUAGGCAUUUUAUUUCUUGAGCGUGAAGACCAUGUGUGAUGUGGCUAAUUGGAAUGUACUGGUUCAGUGUAGCUCAGGAUUCAUAAUGAACUGAAUGAUGGAUCUCUGAUUUUGUGAAUUAUGACUUAUUAAAACAGACUAGGUCACUGUUUCCAUAUUAUAGAAAUGUAGUUGAAGUUAUAAGGGUGAAACUACUACAUAUUCCAUCUGUUGACUAAAGUUUGUUUUUAAUGUGUGAAGUGAAGCAUUUUAGUUUUGAUCCACACCUUGUUUUACAAAUACACUGUCAAUAUGCUGUGAUAUUUGUUCAUCUUUAAGUUAAUUCAGGUUUUUAAAUGACAUUUUAUGUUUUUGAGUAUUGUAUAAUAAAUACAAUUUCUUAGUCA